AGAAUCAGGCAACAAACGACCUACCAUCCAUCUUUCCACGCGAUCGACGUCGACUUCAUCAUCUCACCAUCCAUCAAUGGCUCGCCGCGGCGGUUUCUUCGGGUAUGACCCGUAUGACUACUACUACCCGACCUCCUACGGCUACGACGCCUACCCGUACUAUAGCCCCGCCGCUGCCGAUCCCUUCUUCAUGGACGCCGAGCCUCUCGUCACGGAGCGGCUGCGCCCCGCCCGCCGGAGGGCCCCGGCGCGGCACGACGGCGGCUUCUUCCCUGGCUUCGGCGCCGCCGAGCCGGCCGCGCGGACCAUGGAGCGUCCCAGGCCCAGCAGCGGGUCCCCGAAGAGCAGCCCGGACUGCUUUGAGGUGGAGGUCACGGGGCCCGAGCCCGACUCGCCGCCUGCGGUGCCGAGGAACCCGGCGCCGUCGGCGGAGGAGGCCGCGGUGAGGGUGCAGGCGGCGGCGCGUGGGCUGCUUGCUCGCCGCAUGGUGCGGGAGGUGCGCGCGGUGGAGCGGCAGGCGGAGGCCGUGGCCGCGAGGUUGUCGGCCGAGGCGGAGGCGCUGCGCGCGGACGCCCGUGCGCGGAUCGGCCUCGGGGAGGAGCUCAUGCGGCUGCUGCUGCGUCUCGACGGCGUGCACGGCGCCCGGGAGUACCGCAGGAGGGUCACUCGGCGUGUGCUCGCGCUCCAGGACGCCGUUGACGCGCUAGAGGCCAUGUCGGCGGUGGUGACCGCCAAUGCGCCGGAAGUUCAGGAUGCAGCGGACGAAGCAGAGGAUGGGAUAGAAUCAGAGUUGGAGCUGCUGGUUGAGGACAACACUGUGGUGGAUUCUCCGGGUGCCGAGACAACCGACAUGGCGGCGAUGGAGGUUGACGCGGCGAGUCCCGUCGUCGUCGACGAGGACAACCAGACUGAGACCAAACUGGUGGCGGAAGUGGAGAAGGCCUCAGAGGCGGAGGGCGAGUGGGAGAUGGUGGCCACGGGGGACGGCGACGUCUCCACCGGCGAGGAGGACCAUGCACCACCCAAGGCAUUGCAGCAGCAAGAACCAGCAGGAGAGGAGAAGAAGACUGUGACCACCGACGGGUUGGACGCGAAGAAAUUCAUGGAGAUGGUGGCGGCGUUGUGCGAGCGGAGCGCGCAGCAGUGCGCUCUGAUCGGGGCCCUGGCCGAGCGGGUCGACACGCUGGAACACGCCGUCCGGCGGGUGGAGGAGGCCGACCGGCGCCGCCGGAGGAACAAGAAGACCAAAAAGGACAGCAAGAAGAACACAAAUAGCUUCUACAGCGACUAGUAGAUGAUAAAUAGAUCCAAUUGUGUGAUUUUGCAAUCUUGGAUUGUGGAGCAAUCUGUAUUCGAUUGAUUUUUUCUUGCGUUUUAGUUAAUCUU
Messenger RNA from Triticum aestivum (bread wheat), 1386 nucleotides. RefSeq lists its product as uncharacterized. Gene Ontology annotation, biological process: protein folding. The record is from RefSeq and is a predicted model, not a curated record. NCBI's taxonomy places the organism in Eukaryota, Viridiplantae, Streptophyta, Magnoliopsida, Poales, Poaceae. Bases 77 to 1291 code for a protein of 404 amino acids. Gene Ontology annotation, cellular component: plasmodesma. Gene Ontology annotation, molecular function: protein-folding chaperone binding. The transcript has 2 exons.